UUACUUUUUUUGGAAUAGAUAAACAUUUAGGUUUAGUGACAGAUUUUAUGGAAAAUGGUUCUUUAUUAAAUUAUAUUCGAAAACAUCGAAAUAUUUUUAUUAAAUUAAAUUCAAAAGAUGUUACAUUUAAAUUAAAUUCAUUUUCAAAACAAAUAUUUCAAGCUAUGUUAUUUUUGGAACAACGAUCUAUUAUUCAUAGAGAUUUAGCAGCUAGAAAUUGUUUAAUUAGUCAAGAUGAUAUUGUCAAAGUUGCAGAUUUUGGUUUGACUAAAUUGACUGAAUGUGGUUUAUACAAAGGAACUUAUCGUACACUAUGUGCUGUACGUUGGACAUCACCUGAAGCUAUAUUUUCCUCUCAAUAUACAUCACGUUCAGAUGUUUGGAGCUAUGGUAUUACUCUUUGGGAAAUAUAUUCAUUGGGUGAACGACCUUUUGGUAAUAUGAAUAAUAUGAAUAUUAAAAAUAUUUUAAAAAAUCCAUCAUUAAAUAUAAGUUAUUAUCUUCCACAAUCGCAUCAAUAUAUUUAUGAUAAUAUAUAUGAUUAUAUAAUUCGACCUUG
Messenger RNA from Rotaria sp. Silwood2, 559 nucleotides. The record is from the annotation of a GenBank genome assembly. Lineage: Eukaryota; Metazoa; Rotifera; Eurotatoria; Philodinida; Philodinidae.